UCGCCACUAGGUCUUUCACCCGCGCCAGCAAAACAAGAACAGGCGUCCGAGGUUCUGAUCCAACCGGCGGCGGCUGCAAUGGGUAUCGAUUUGAAGGCUGGAGGCAAGAGCAAGAAAACGAAGCGUACGGCUCCCAAAUCAAAUGAUAUAUAUCUCAAGCUUCUCGUUAAGCUUUACCGAUUUCUAGUGAGGAGAACUGGGAGCAGCUUCAAUGCCGUUGUGUUGAAGAGGUUGUUCAUGAGCAAGAUCAAUAAGCCCCCGCUUUCCCUCUCCAGGCUCAUUCGAUUCAUGAAGGGAAAGGAGGACAAGAUUGCAGUGGUCGUGGGAGCAAUAACCGAUGACAUUAGGGUUUAUGAUGUUCCAGCCCUGAAGGUUACUGCUCUGAGGUUUACCGAGACCGCUAGAGCCAGAAUCGAGAAGGCCGGUGGUGAAUGCUUGACAUUUGACCAGCUUGCUUUGAGAGCUCCUCUCGGCCAGAACACGGUUCUUCUCAGGGGUCCUAAGAAUGCUCGUGAGGCAGUGAAGCAUUUUGGUCCAGCUCCUGGUGUGCCACACAGCCACUCGAAGCCCUAUGUCAGGUCGAAGGGAAGGAAGUUUGAGAAAGCUAGGGGCAGGAGAAACAGCAGGGGUUUUAGAGUUUAAGGCGUUGGUAUUCAUAGUUUAUGUACCAGAUAUGCAGUUUGUGUUGUUUCUCCUACAUUUCCUAUUUCCAAAAAUUUUGCUAGAACCAUAGUCUGCUAGAACCAUCUGUCAGACAAGCUCAAUCGUGUCUGCUAUCAUUUGAGUGGGAUUAUCUAUAUUAUGCACCUGACUUAUUACUCUCAAUUGGGUAUACUAAGGCUGAGGCAUCUCAUUCUUGCUUCAUUGGAACCGUAUUGUGAUGUUGCUAUCAACUUCCAGGGUCCAAAAUUUCAGGUUGUAGUUUGCCACAAUUCUGGAAAUUGCAGCAAAGUAUAGGCACUUAUUGUUAGUUUACGUAAAUUUGAUCAGGUUCAAUGGUAAUAUUGAUGGAGCUGUUACAAAAUAUAUGGCAAAAUUGUAU
Messenger RNA from Linum trigynum, 1042 nucleotides. NCBI's taxonomy places the organism in Eukaryota, Viridiplantae, Streptophyta, Magnoliopsida, Malpighiales, Linaceae. The record is from the annotation of a GenBank genome assembly.